GGAAGAGUGUCCUUGGCGUGCUCAUCACUGCAAGUGACAGGCCGUGCCAGUGAGGAAAUGGUUGCUGACUGUGGCUGAAUCCACAGCUGCCAGAAUAUGCAGCCCAGGGGCCUUCCUGGCAGUGCAAAGGCAGCGGACUGCGCCAAGGAGCUGAUCACCACGUCGUGCACGGGGGUUGCGGCCGGGAGGCAUGGUGACAACUUUCAAGAUUGCCGUGCUGGGUGCUCAAGGGGUCGGGAAGAGUGCCAUUGUCCGCCAGUUCCUGUACAACGAGUUCAGCGAGGUCUGUGUCCCCACCAAGGCCCGCCGUGUCUACCUACCUGCCGUGGUCAUGAAUGGCCACGUUCACGACCUACAGAUCAUGGACUUCCCGCCCAUCACCUCUUUCCCUGUAAAUACCCUGCAGGAGUGGGCGGACGUGUGCUGCCGAGGCCUCCGGAGUGCUCAUGCCUACAUCUUGGUCUAUGACAUCUGUUGUUUUGACAGCUUUGAGUAUGUCAAAACCAUUAGGCAGCAGAUCCUAGAAACAAGAGUCAUUGGCACCUCAGAUACUCCCAUCAUCAUUGUUGGGAACAAGCGGGACCUCCAGAAAGGCCGGGUCAUCCCCCGCUGGAACGUCUCCAACCUUGUGAAGAAGACAUGGAAGUGUGGUUACAUUGAAUGCUCAGCCAAAUACAACUGGCAUAUCCUCUUGCUCUUCAGUGAACUUCUGAAGAGUGUGGGUUGCGCACGAUGUAAGCACGUUCACACUGCCAUCCGCUUCCAGGGAGCCCUGCGGAGGAACCGAUGCACCAUUAUGUGAGACCUUAAGGACCUGCUGUCCCCUCCAUCUCUAUGGGCAGCUUCUCUCCAGUCGCCUGCCAUGUGCAUGGGAGCCUUUUUUUGAUCCAGAGUCGGCUGGGGUGGAAGUUCUUACAAGCAGCUCUCUUCUCAAAGGAAGCCUCAGCCCUUGGCCUCGUUGAGGCCAGCUAGUUUUUGAGGUUUUGGUUUUCUCUCUUGCUGAUCCUUGAAGCAAUGGAUUUGAUGGGGAGGUUUGCUUCUUUAUGCAUAGGAGCCUUUCUGGUUUGCAUCAUGGACCAGGAGGUGCAGCAAUCCGCUGAUGGAGCUCAGAUGCAGAAAGUCAUCCAAGGUGGAGCCUGAAAAAGGGGAUGCGUCUAGUUCAGUCUCUCGCAGCCAGAUUAUAAAUCUACCAAAUGUGGGAUUAGUUAAUAUUUUGUGAAUAAUGCAAUGCAAAUUAAGAGGAGCAGAUGGCCUCUUGAUAUAUAACUAGGCAGCCCAACAGGGAUGGGCAAUCUUUGGCCCUCCAGAUGUUGCUUAAACUACAAUUUAGCAGGUUUAGCUGGUUUGGCUAAAAGAGAAUGAUGCUGCGAGUUCUAAUCCAGCAACAUCUAGAGGUCCACAGAUCAUCCAUUUCUACAUCAGGUCAGCAUUCCUAUAAUGUGAGAUAACUUGCAUCCUGGCUCAGAACCAUGGGUCAGAUAUUUCAGGAGGAAAGAGAAGACAAGAGGAGCAUGAUUGGAUAAUGGACAAGUGAGUCAGGAAGGACCAGCAAAGAUGGGACUGGUAGGGAUUUGUAAGGGUAACUAAAAUAUAAAGAUGGGAUCUCUCAGGUCAUAUGUACAUUGAGAUUGUGAAAGAAUUUGUAGAUACACUUGAUGUAUUUCACAAUACAUGUUCACAGAGACAGGGGAAGCAUUUCAGGCUGGACAUAAAGUAAAUUGGGUUGGCCACUAAACUUCAGCUCAGCAAUUCUGAUGAUAUGAUAACAUGAGUCCAUGAGAUAUAUUUUGCUUACAUUUACACAUUUUUCAAACACAUGCAAACCAACUUUGUACACUUAAAAUUCAGAAUAUACACUUCUGGCUCUCCUGGUGUUGCUGAACUACAACUCCCACAUACCUCACUAUUGUCCAUGCUGACUGGAAGGUAUAGUUCAACUACAUAUUCCUCCUCUUGUUAGACGUCUAUCAUUGGCCAUGGUGGCAGAGGCUAAUGGGCAAUAAGGUUCAACAACAUGGACACAGGUUCCAACCUUUGCAGUAAUAAGUAAUGCAGCCUUGUUACUUUGAUUACACUAGAUACAACCAUAGUGCACCAGGAAAUUAGCUAGGAAUUAAGACUUGGGGGAAGGGCUGCUCAUUUUGGAGAAGGAUCUCCCCCCCCCCCCGCUCUUAGCUUAUUGAUUUAUUUUGCUUAAUGACCAUGAACUGUAGAAUCCUCAACCACAUUCUUUUUGAAUGCCAACUUGUUCACAUUUCCCCUGUCCGUGAGCACUGAGAGCUAACUAGCUUACACACACAUCUUCCAAAUAAUAGAAAAACUCCAGGGAAGUGGAGAAAAUCCUGGACAUGGGAGCACAGUCAAGAAGGAUUUCUCUGCAAACACACUUGAGAUCUUUAGUUGAGGCAGACUUAAGAGAAAAUUCCUCAUCCGUCUUAUAGAACCACCAGACUGGAAGUGUCAUCUUCAGGCUGGCUGUCUGGACUCCUUCAGACUUCAUGGGGAGAGGUUCUCAUAAGAGAGGAGAGUUCCUGUACAUGCAUGGAAAACAAGCAAGUUGCCAAAAAAUUCCAGGCAAGCCUCCUCAAGAGGCUACUUUCUACGUGCGUUAAGACACACACCCACACACACCCACACACACACACACAACAGCAAAUCAUUCUGCCAUACGUGGCACAGUCCUGGCUGACAGGUUUGCCAAUACAGGCUUUGACCAAUACAGUCUUUCCCGGCAGAUACCUCUUUAAAGAAAUCAACUUUAGAAUGAUCUGUUUGGUCUUCAUGCUAAUUUAUAGAUGGUUUGUUUUCUGGUAAUUACAAAUAA
Messenger RNA from Python bivittatus (Burmese python), 2824 nucleotides. It is a transcript of the gene RASL10B, whose product is annotated as RAS like family 10 member B. Lineage: Eukaryota; Metazoa; Chordata; Lepidosauria; Squamata; Pythonidae. The record is from RefSeq and is a predicted model, not a curated record. Gene Ontology annotation, molecular function: GTP binding; GTPase activity.